This is a messenger RNA of Megalops cyprinoides (Indo-Pacific tarpon), 2731 nucleotides long. It is a transcript of the gene sergef, whose product is annotated as secretion regulating guanine nucleotide exchange factor. The transcript is spliced from 11 exons. Bases 61 to 1323 code for a protein of 420 amino acids. The record is from RefSeq and is a predicted model, not a curated record. Lineage: Eukaryota; Metazoa; Chordata; Actinopteri; Elopiformes; Megalopidae.
GUCGCAUGCCGCUGGUAUGUUGCUCUGACCAGCAGCUGUAACGUGACAACGUAUAAAAACAUGGACACCAUCAAGCUGCUGUCACAGCGUGUUUACACGUGGGGAGCAAACAGUUAUGGGCAGCUCGGGCAAGGGAAUUGUGAAGAUUUGUUGGAGCCCCAGAGUGUGGACAAUACACUUCCAAUAGGAGAUGUGCGCAGUCUUGUGGGAGGCGGCGGACAUUCUGUGCUCCUAACAGAGGCAGGAGAGCUUUUUGUGUGUGGUCAGAAUCACAAAGGACAGCUGGGACUUGGCCAUGCCAUAGAUGUCACAAGCUUUCACCUCUGUGCUUUGCCAGUCCAGAAGGCCGUGCAUCAGGUUUCCUGUGGCUGGGAUUUCACACUCAUUUUGACAGACGAUGGCCAGGUGCUGUCAUGUGGAUCAAAUGCCUAUGGACAGCUGGGUCUCCCACACAUAGCAGGACAUGCUGCAGAGCCCCUGCACAUCCAGACUCUUACAGAGCCAGUAAUAAGUGUAGCAGCUGGGCUUCGGCACUCACUAGCUGUCACUGGCUCAGGGCAUGUGUACCAGUGGGGAACAGGUCUGUCCAGCCAGGCCAAGCGGGCAUUGAGUCCCCAUCCUGUCCCAGCACACCUUGUUUCAAUGGAGCCCUGUCCAGUACCAGGGCUGGACCAUGUGACACCAUGCAAGGUUGCAGCAGGUGCUAGCCAUUGUGUAUGUCUUACUGCAGCGGGAGAUUUGUUCGUGUGGGGAAGCAACAAACAGGGUCAGCUGGGCAACACAGGGACCUUCAUUCCCCAGCCAAUGCUUUUGGACUGCACUGUGAUGGGGGGAGAAACUGUCACAGAGAUAUGGAGUGGCUGGACACAUCUGGUGGCAAAAACAGACAGUGGGAGGGUAUUCUCAUGGGGCCGGAGCAAUUAUGGACAGCUGGGAAGACCAGUGCUUGGAAGUCAGAGUUCAAGGCUUGAGUCAGGUAACCCCACAGCAGAGGACUCCAUCCUUCUGGCGUGUAUCCCUGUGGAGGUGAAGACCCUUUCUGGGGUGACGCAGAUUGCUUGUGGAUCAGAACAUAACCUGGCCAUCGUUGGGGGUUGUCUACUGUCGUGGGGCUGGAACGAACAUGGGAUGUGCGGAGAUGGCUCCACAACAGAUAUCACACAACCUCAACCAAUCCCGGCCCUCCGGGAUGCCAGGCCACUCCUAAUUGGUUGUGGGGCAGGACACUCUAUGGCACUUUGCCUUGUGAGUGGAAACCAGGCAAAACACCCUCAAGAAAGCACUACCAGUCCAGAGAAGAGAACAUUUCCUACAAAAGAUUAGACCCCUGGCCAGUGCAGCAUGAAGCUCUGGAUUUCCCCAGGCAGUAAUUGGACCGAGCAGCGACCUUGACUUAAAGAAAAGACCCUGCCAAAAAUUUCAUGAACAAUACUUCCACUUACAUUGUCUAAGGUUCAAGUCUACUAUAAGAGUUAUUGCUUGUGGAAUGAACUGAGGUCCUACAUUUUGUGCUUGAUGUUUUCGUGGUUACCUCUGCUGUAUUUGACAAUAAGAAGAGCAAGUGCAUUUAUGUAAAUAUUUACUAUUUAUUUCUGACAUUUCUGAGUCAUUUUGGCAAAAUUUAUAUGCAGGCAAUAUACAUCUGAAUUGUAAAUGUCCAGUUAAUACUUUGAACAAGCUGUUCAUAUGCAACAAAAAAUGUAACAUUCUUAAAAUUGCACUUUACCAGGAGAUUGUUAGAGAGAAAGUAGACUGCAAAUCUGCAUAGUUCACUUGUUGAACUUUGGCAUCAGUGUAUCUAUUUUCCUGACCCCAGAAGUUACCAAAUGGUUGUGUCCACAAGCAUUUUUUGAACGUAAAAAUUUUCUUGUCCACAUGAAAUGUUUGGGAUCUCAACAGAUGCAAAUGAAUAGAUGGAAUUACACCAACAAAGGCAUUUGUGAAUAUAGCUGUGAAAUUAAUAUACAGCAAAGUCCUCCAGGAACUGAGAUUGAUUCCAUGCAUUUGCAUGAACAAACUAAAAGAUCAGUUUAAAUUGCAGAUAAAGUCACUGCAGUAACUACUAAUAAUAGCUGUUUCCAUGUUUCCCCAUUGGUAUUUAUCUGACAUUUAUUUUCAUUUUCAUAUUCAUUUUCAUCAUCUGUGUGAAAUCUCAAUAUGAAAAACAUUUUACAUGUCCCAGAGGAGUCAAGGGUGACAGAGUUGAUUUUUAGGCAGUUGCACUCAGAGCACAAGUAAUCAAAGUGAACACGGUAUUUGGGGAUUCAAUAAUUGGUGCAACCAAACCCUCUGUAAUUUGCCUGUCAACCUAAAACAAGUGUUGUUGAUGCACUGUUAGAUGUGCUCCAUAAAGUAUAAGAAAAGCUAUAGUAUGAGGAAGCUGGUGAAUACUUCUCACAAAACAAAACUAGAGGAACAAACAAAACAAAUUUCUUUUAAAAUGCAAGCAAAGAAAUCCAGCCUUUGACACAGGUACCACAAGCUGCUCAAAAAAUUGUUUCUAGCAACAGCCACACACCUUUAUUUAAUGCACCUCUAAUUAGGCUGCUGUGACACAUUAACAAAUGGCUGGCUUCAUAUGCACAUCAGACAAUUACAUUGACAACAGGCAAACAGUUAACAACUAACAGGUUCAAUUGAUGAAAUAUGAACAACUGUUGGUAGGUUUGAAUUGCAUGAAAGAAACACUUAACAUUUUAACAAUCCGCUAACUAACAACAAAAAUUCAAUU